UAUGCUGAUAACGUGGAGUUUAUGUGGCGACUGGCUCGCGCCUACAGCGACAUGUGUGAGACGGCGGACAACAGAGAAGAAAAGAGAAACUACGCUGAGCAAGGUCAUUAUGAGGCAGAGGCAGCGCUGACGAGGAAUGAACUGAGCGCUGAUUGUCACAAGUGGUUUGCCAUCCUCGCGCGCGCGUCUUCACAGUACGAGAGCAUUCACGGAAAACUGAAAAGCGGUCGCGUACUGAAGGAGCAUUUGGACCGAGCUUUGGCUCUACGUGAUGAUGAUCCCAUCUGUUUCUAUCUGCUCGGCCGCUGGUGUUUAGAGGUCAGAUCCGGCUGCUACAACAAAGCCAACAGUCUCUGUAAUAAUUCAUAGAGCUUGCUAAUCCUACCUGGACAAAAAGUCAAGAGGAUUUUAGAUUAUUGCAGAAAAUAGGCUCUGUUACUAGCAAAAGAGUUUUGUUCAUCAAGAUAAUCUUCACAACUGAACACCACUUUUAUGAAUUUUGAAGCCCAAAUAAAGUCAAUGGAAUUUUAUCUGUAAAGGGCUUGUCACAGUACACAUUGUUUUAACCCUCUGAUGCUCUUCGGCUAUUUUUGACCAACAAAAAUG
This is a messenger RNA of Sinocyclocheilus rhinocerous, 606 nucleotides long. Its product is annotated as regulator of microtubule dynamics protein 3-like. The transcript is spliced from 4 exons. Gene Ontology annotation, cellular component: mitochondrion; spindle microtubule; cytoplasm. Gene Ontology annotation, molecular function: microtubule binding. The record is from RefSeq and is a predicted model, not a curated record. The annotation marks the transcript as partial. Lineage: Eukaryota; Metazoa; Chordata; Actinopteri; Cypriniformes; Cyprinidae.